Messenger RNA from Dacryopinax primogenitus, 1462 nucleotides. Its product is annotated as cytidine deaminase-like protein. Bases 111 to 737 code for a protein of 208 amino acids. Gene Ontology annotation, cellular component: cytoplasm; nucleus. NCBI's taxonomy places the organism in Eukaryota, Fungi, Basidiomycota, Dacrymycetes, Dacrymycetales, Dacrymycetaceae. Gene Ontology annotation, molecular function: zinc ion binding; tRNA-specific adenosine-34 deaminase activity. The record is from RefSeq and is a predicted model, not a curated record. The transcript is spliced from 3 exons. Gene Ontology annotation, biological process: tRNA wobble adenosine to inosine editing.
GGAGAAUCAAGGAAGUAUCUGGUGAUAAAGAUACAACAGGAGCAACAAAAGCAACAACAAAGCAACAACAAAGCACCGUUUCUCAGCCGUUUCUGCCACAUCUCUAGCACAUGUGCUCACCCUCUCAACAGUCUCAACCCUCCCCAUUUACCUCCCCUACUCAAACUCCCCCUUCUCCUCAGUAUGAAACAGAUAUGCACUAUAUCAACCUCGCUCUUGCCCAAGCUCGCGAGGCCCUCGACGCGGGAGAGGUACCCGUUGGGUGCGUAUUUGUCGAUUCCGAGGGAGAGGUUGUAGCGAGUGCGAGGAACAGGACUAACGAGUUGCGUAACGCAACACGCCACGCCGAACUGGAAGCGAUCGACCACCUUCUCUCCUCCCCCUCCCUCUCCCUACCCCGUCCUCACCCCCUCAGCUCCCUAACACUCUACGUAACUGUCGAGCCGUGCAUAAUGUGUUCCUCCGCACUCCGACAACUCGAGAUCUCCCGCGUAGUGUACGGCUGUUCCAACCCCCGGUUUGGCGGGUGCGGCGGUGUUUGGGCUGUGAAUGAGCUGCCUCAUCCGAGGGAGAGGGCGUACGAAGCCCUAGAAGGGUAUGGCAGGGAGGAAGCGAUACUCCUCUUGAGACGGUUUUAUAUGACUGAGAAUAUUAAAGCACCGACGCCCAAGAGUAAAGCUAGGAGGGUGUUGAAGACUGACAUACCGCCUAUGAGGACACCUACACCUGGAAGUUGACGUCAUUCGGCCAUACGACGGUCUUCCGACGUGCGGAACAGCCCAGCAGCUGAAAGGGCAUACGAACACUGUGCCCAGCGUACGGAUAUCGAUAUCCCCCUCGCAUACUGCACGCAACCAGGCAUAGGGGUUGGUCCGAUCCCAAUCCCCUGUCCGCUCUAUCCGCCUCCCCCGGAUGGCCCAUUCAGCACGCUCAUGCUGUGCCCUGCGGUCAAUAACACUCCCCGGCCCAGCUGACGGGCGAGCGACUCGGUACCCACCGAGGAUUGCUCCAGUGGAAAACCGGCGGACCGAUCUGGCUUGCAUAGCUAGAAGGGGCUCGCCCCUGAGCGCAUCUAGACUGCGCGUGUGGUCUCUCAGUGUCUGUCGAGCAUCUCGCGAUCGACUCCGAAAAGUAACUCUGCUGUCGUGUCGAGUUCUCCAACGAGCGGUACUCCAGCGUCCGACAUCCUGCCUUUUCAGGUACAGCGAGGGAGCCGCCGAGCGCUCAUGAGGACGCGCAGCUGGACGGCCUGGGCCGACAGUACAAAUAGGCGUUAGACACCAUCUAAUCUCCGCAGUGAUGCGAUAUGUUGUCCAUCAGUGGGGAUUGAUUUUGCUGGCUGGGGAAUGUCGGCGCGGGGUCGGCCGUGAUCUGAUCUGAUGAGGACUGCGCCGGAGGUCGGGUCCUACUUUUACUUGAUGCAUUGUCCAUUGUCUAUUGUCAUUGUCUAUCAUUGUCAAUC